This is a messenger RNA of Musca domestica (house fly), 874 nucleotides long. RefSeq lists its product as uncharacterized. The coding region runs from base 69 to 713 and encodes 214 amino acids. The record is from RefSeq and is a predicted model, not a curated record. The transcript has 2 exons. Lineage: Eukaryota; Metazoa; Arthropoda; Insecta; Diptera; Muscidae.
CCAAAACAACAAGGGAAGAAAAUCCUGAACAAUUUGAGGCAAUACCCUUCGAACAGGAUACUUCCAGGAUGCGUGGUAUCCUUUUAAUUGCCUAUGCACUGAUAUUGUGUCUGGGACUUGGUAUUCGUACAAGUUGCAACGCUGAAGAUAGUCCUGGAUUCUUUUUGAAAAUUACCAAAAAUGUACCACGUUUGGGUAGAAGAUCGGAUAAGGAAUUUGGACGUGGAUUAUGGGGCACUUACAAGUCGGUGCCACGCAUGGGAAGGAGUACUCAGAGUGAUAAUGAUUUCUAUUCCCUAAUCAAUUGGCUGCAGCAGGUACAAUCUAUGAAAUCCGUGGGCAAACGUGUUCUGAUGAGUCCCCAGAUUUCUUUGCUGACCUCGGAAAAUGAGUUGAGUGUUGUGCAACCGGUAAAUUCGAAUACCUUGAGAGAAUUGUUGAAUAAAAAUGCCAUACCUCGAGACAAUGUGAAAUUUGUCCAUUGGAAAGAUUUCGAUCGGGCACUGCAAUUGGAUUCAGAACUCUAUGGCAAAGUAAGUUCGUUGGGACUAAAACCGGAUCAGCUGCUGAAACAGGGUAUCAGUGUUGGCAACUAUAUUCCCCUAAUGGAAAAUGCUGUCGAUGCAGAUGGUACCGAUUAUGCCCUGUACACCCGGGAUGGUGGUUUUGAUGGUCCUUAUGCUUCGGAUUUUCUGAGAUAUAAUAGUUAUUAAUUGUGUGUGAUUUUGGAACAAUUUUGGAUUUUGGCUUAUUAUCGUAGCUUAUAAGAUCUGCAUAUGUCGUAUGUGAAAACGAGUAUUCUAGUCAUUUAAUUACGAGUACGGACUUACAUAUUUAUAUCCAUGGAUGAUGUCUAAUAAAAUAUUUAUAUAUU